This is a messenger RNA of Nematocida ausubeli, 237 nucleotides long. RefSeq lists its product as uncharacterized. The record is from RefSeq and is a predicted model, not a curated record. Lineage: Eukaryota; Fungi; Microsporidia. The transcript has a single exon. Bases 1 to 237 code for a protein of 78 amino acids.
AUGCAGGAGAUAAUUAAGGAAUUAGCAUAUAUAAUACUCAACACAGAAAUGUGCAGUGAAUUGAAGCCCUUAGGGAAAAUUAAAAAGAGAAAGCAAGGCAUGAUCAGAAUACUAUGCGAUAUAUGCAACACACAAGUGAAUAGUGUUGUAUUCACAAAGCAUCUGGAAAGGUGCAAUAAGCAGCAGCCUGCCGGAGCAAGAAAGAACGACUCACCAGAGUCAGCUGUAAAAGAAUAA